GCGCAAUAGCGUCAGCGUCGGCGCAGGCUCUCGCGGUCCGGUCGCACAGCGCCCCACGCGAACUACGAUGUCUAAAAUUUAUCCAAUCUAGACAAAAAAGGAUGACAAAAAUCUUUUCGUCUGAGGAGAUAGUUGACACUUUUCGUCCGAGAAACUAAACAGGUCUUUGAAAAUUGUUGUAAUAUUUUGACUUGCAAAAGAAUUUUAUAUAAGAAAUAUUUAUAUAAAAAAGCGAUAGAGUAUAUCUAUAACGAUAUAGUGUGGUGUUUAAAUUUUUCAACACCGCCUUUCUCUCAACGUAUCAAAACGAAUUAAGCUUCCUAAGAUGAUCAGAAGUCGGUCGUUGAUCGCGCUUUUUAUAUGCUGCAUCAUGUUUAACAUUUGCGUCAACGCUUGGAAUAAUCGCGGCAGGCAUAGGAUUGCGAAUAGAAGAUGGUCGUGGCAGAAAAAUGAUAAUAGUGCUGCCACUUCAAUUCAAGGAACGGCGGCAAAACGUAAAUGGGAAUUGCCGAAACUUCAGAACAAUAAUCGGACUCAUAUCGCUAGGGAGAAAAGACUCUUCUCGCUGUUCACAUUGGUGAAGUUCGACAAUAGCAUUUGCGGUGGAUUAAAUGGGGAGAACGGCACGUGCGUCGCGGCGGCGGAAUGCGUGCAACGCGGUGGUACCUCCAGCGGUGUCUGUGCAAACGGUUACGGAGUGUGUUGCAUAGUCACAGUGUCUUGUGGCGGCCUGACUGCUGACAAUAAUACAUACUUUGUCAAUCCGAAUUAUCCAUCCACUUUCGACGGUAUGGAAUCUUGCCAAGUGACACUAGUAAAGUCGCAUCCAGAUGUAUGCCAGUACCGAUUAGACUUUGAACAAUUUAAUAUUAGGGGUCCGGAAACGACGAAUAAUGUCUGCACUUACGAUCAAUUUAUUGUUUCUGGUGGCAAUCCGGUACCAACGAUAUGCGGUAACAAUAAUGGAAAUCACAUGUACAUAGAUACGGGCGUCGGACAAACUAAUCCAGUAACUUUGACUUUUGUCACGAGUGGCAGCUCAUUUCCACGAUCGUGGAAGGUUCGCAUCUCGCAGAUACAAUGCAGUACGAUAUACCGAGCCGAGGAGGGUUGUCUCCAGUAUUUCACUGGGGUUUCCGGACAAGUAAAGUCCUUUAAUUACGAUCCGACGACCGGAUUGCAGUUGUCGAAUCAAGAUUACAGUAUAUGCAUUAGAAUGGAGAGAAACUUUUGCGGAAUUCAAUACAUGGCGUGUACUGACGAUGCUCAAGGGAUGAUGCCUACCACGGCAGGCGCAGCGGGUCAAAUAAUGCGUAACAACGCAUUUACGCUGACAGGAAAUACACAAAAUACGCAAAUAGUAUCAAUGACAGGAGCAUCUUGUUUGACUGAUUGGUUAUCGAUACCGUGCGCCAUCAAUUUGGGCCGGAUGCCCACGAUGCCGCUGAUAUGCGUUGAUCGAUUAUGUGGCGGUACCUUCAAUUCGGAACCUCAGAAUCUGAAUGCAUCAUCUGUUAUCAGUACUGUGAAGCCAUUCCGAUUAAUAUUUCACACGGACAGUACCGAGGCACCAGGCGAUGUCGGAAAUAAAGGUUUCUGUCUUAAUUAUGUGCAACAACCAUGCACAACAAAAUUAAAAUAAGGACCAUGGUAAAAUUAAAAGACUAAAACACAUUUGCGGAAUAUCAAUUUUUAUUUUAAAAUUUUUAACACAGAUUUUUUUGUAACAUAUAUGUUUUUUUCUUUACACGAAUAUAUCUUCUUCAACGCG
Molecule: messenger RNA, 1771 nt
Organism: Formica exsecta
Lineage: Eukaryota; Metazoa; Arthropoda; Insecta; Hymenoptera; Formicidae
Exons: 8
Coding region: 326-1642 (438 amino acids)
Source: RefSeq, a predicted model, not a curated record